Molecule: messenger RNA, 4023 nt
Organism: Phyllotreta striolata
Lineage: Eukaryota; Metazoa; Arthropoda; Insecta; Coleoptera; Chrysomelidae
Source: the annotation of a GenBank genome assembly
AUGUGCCACGGGCGCCCCUUCACGUUGCAGUACAACGAGUGCGAGCGCUUCUACAACGGGCGGCCCAGCCCCAGCACCUCCAACGCGGAGUGCCACCCCCCUUGGGGCAGGCAAUACGCGCCCAAUCCCUUCUACGAAGCCAACGGGUUUUCGUCGAUGCAGAGAUUUUUCAAUAAUGCAGCUUUGGCCGUCCCCCACGUCUGUCGCCCCCCGUCUUCGCGUCCGAGCUUCGAUCCUCAUCCUCGUCCAGUCGCUCUCCGGUCGUACCGUACCGCAGAAGAGCGUUCAGGCAUGAGUUUUGUGGUACCGGCGAAGGAGAUGGAGUACCAGCUGCCGCCGGCGCCGAACGGCGCGCCGCUCGGCCACCAGGUGCCCGUCGGGGUGAUGCAGGGCACCCUGACGCACGUCCAGGCGCCGCAGCAGCAGGACGAGUCGCAGAGAUGGACGCAGUACCAGCAGCUGUGGAGGCAGCACGUCUAUAUGAACGGCAUUGAAGGAAUUGUAGGAAAUAGUAAACCCCCGCACACGCACAGCCAUGGCCACACGACGAUCAAGGAUCUAGCGGGUAGUAUAUUAGGCGAUGAUAAGAACAAAGAAGAUGGGGAGCUUUGGAACACCGUGGAGGCGCAAACGGCCUUUCUCGGCCCCAACCUUUGGGACAAGACUUACGAAACAGACCUUAAGUACGUUGAUUUGGACGAGUUCCUAUCGGAAAACGGCGUUUCGAUGGACGGAUUGGGUACCCAUAGCUCGCUCGGUCCUUUAGGUAGUUCCCAAUCGGUACCCAAAAAAGAGCGAUCGCCCAGUCCGAGCGAUUGUAUGAGUCCCGAUACUAUGAAUCCACCAUCACCUGCCGAUUCAACGUUAUCUAUGGCUUCGAGUUGUCGAGACUUCGAUCCAAGGAAGAGAAUGUUUUCAGAUGAUGAUCUGAAACCGCAGCCGAUCAUCAAAAAGUCCCGCAAACAAUUCGUGCCCGACGACCUCAAAGACGACAAAUAUUGGGCGAGACGGAGGAAGAACAACUUGGCGGCGAAGCGGUCCCGCGACGCCCGUCGGAUGAAAGAGAACCAGAUCGCCCUAAGGGCGGGAUAUUUGGAAAAAGAGAACGUAGGUCUGCGUCAAGAAUUAGAACGUAUGAAAAAAGAAAAUUUGAUCUUAAAGAACAAAUUGUCGAAAUACGAAGACGUCUAAGUACCUGAGGGAGCUGGAAUUUUCCUCGAGUUUUUCAUCGUGGGAAGUCGACCGUACGCUCGCCCGACUCGAUAACUUACUUAUAACAGUGAAAUUUAAAAUAAAGUGUUCCUUCAGGAAACAACCAAACAUUUGUAUAUAAAACAUACACAUUAUGUAGUCAUCAUGUAGUGUUAAGUUUAUUAUUUGUAGUAAAAAUUUAUUUUUUUUUUCGUUAUUAGAAAUUCCUCAAGCGGAAAUACUUGGCUCGUUUAUUAAUUGAAUAUUACAUAGUUUCGAUUGAUUUUCUCUAGCGAUUUACGUUUAAUUAAUUCGAAUUUUUGUACAUUACGAUCGAUGCUUGUUUUUUAUGGUUAUUGUUUUGUUGAAAAAUGCCUAUCAAUUGGCAUAAGUUUAAAGUUGUUUUAUUUAAAAUUGAAUAGUUUAAAUGAUAUUUGUAGCGUUAAAUUUUUUAAAGGGCUAUUUUUAUAGAUUGUUUAAUUUAAAGUUAGAAAAUUUAGGGUGUAUAAUAGUCGCUGAAAUUUGAUAAUGCAGCUAGAGGAUUUUGAUCCAGUCAUACAUGAAGUUACCACUUCCUUUUUCGUUUUCUCGUUUUUUUAUAAUAUAUUUUUUAACUGUACUUCGGUCACGAGACGUUCUAUAUUAGAAUCGACCUUUAAAAGAUGACAUUGCCAAGUAAUUUUCGACAAACACAACUCAAAAACCGAUCAGGAAAAAAAAACGAAGUCUGCCUGCAAUUUUUUGGGUAGCGAAUCGUCUGUUAUUACAAUGUAGACUAUUUUUUGUUGAUUGUUUUUAUAUUUAUAUAGUCUAUUUUUUGGUUGAAGUUAAUUUAGAGGUAAUUUUAGGUAAUUAUGAUAGUAAAGUCGUAGGUAUGCUCACAAAUUUGCAGUGAUAGAAACGUAGCACAAAUACGAGCUACUAUUAUUAGAGAAAAAACAACAAUUAUUAAUUAGUAGAUAUUUUGGAAUUAUUGCUCCGAGUACAUAAUUUUUUUGUAUAUUUAAAACUACUCGAUGAACAUGACAAAAUGGUCCGCGGAAUUUACUUAAACAGGUUUAUGAAUAUGUACUUAUUGCGUGUCUGGAACACGCUAAAUUACGUUCAAUUUUAAUAACAAAGUGGGUUAUUUACUUAAUUAGGAAAUAAUUAAUUUGCAAUUCAGAAUAUUGUAACCUCUCUUCUGUGAUUCAUGUUAAUAUUAUUUAUACUCGUCCAAAUGUGUUCCAUUUUACACCGGUGAUCUAUAAAUUAUUCUGAUUUAAUUCUUUAUCCUAUUUUCUUUUGCUUCUCAUUUAUAUGGUAUAAGAACUAUCCCUAAAUGCACCUUCUUACUAUGUUAUUUUUUAUUGUAUAUUAUCAUUUUAUGUAAAUUUUCUUUUAUGUAUCUUAUGCACGCUUAUUUUUCUCUCUACUUAUUAGGUGCACUUAUUCUUUUUUCUUUUCUUAUUCACUUUUUCUCUUUGUACUUCUUAUUUAGUCUAUUAAUUGAUAUUUUCUGCAUUAAAAAGCUAAAAUAGCCCGCUUUGUUUGUACUCUGGGCUAAUUCCAGUUUUAUUUUUCACUACAGAAUUAUUUAAAUUAGUUAAGUAGGUACUAAAGACGGAAUUAACUAUUUUAAUUUGAAUUUAAUAAUUAGAGAUAAAAUCGCAUACGAUGGCCUAUUUGAUUUUGUAGAGUAUCUGAAGUAGGACAGUUUCGUUUUGUAGUGAAAAAUUAUUUGAUAUUACAGGAGCGCGUUCGGGGAGAGAACGGGCGAAUGUUUCACCCCCCCGAAAAGUCUGAUUCCAUUUUCCGGGUCCGGUUAAUUCGCCGAAUUCGGCCGGAAAUAUGAUAAUACGUUAAUAAACAAUAUAUUUUCAUGUAAACUAAAUAAAUCGACGAUGAUAUAAAGGAACUUUCGCCCUAGUACGACCCCCGAGGGCGAGCCAACAAUAUUGAGGUUGAUAUUUUUCGAAUACAAAAGUUGGUUGUCGGUGAUUUCACACAGUGAUAUGUAAAUGUUAUAUAAAAAUUAUAAGAUGUUACCGUAAUUAUAUUGUCGUAAAUCAGAUUUUAAGUGUAAAUUUAUAAAAAACGUAAAUCUCCCGCAGAAAUAUUGUUCCCCGAAAAUCGGGAACCGCCUUAAUGGCAUGCCUUACGAUUUUUGAAUUUAAUAUCUUUUAUAUUUAUCGAGAGUAAUUGUAAAUUGUGAAACCACAUCAACGGGUUAAUUAUUAUAUCGUGGGAUUAUAGGAAAAUAUAGGGUCUUUAUUGUGAUUUUAGGGACCCUAUAAAAAUAGCGUGAUAAUGAUAAAUUAAAUUUAUUAUGCUAUUGGAUUUUCCGAUGUUUCCAGGGUAUAUGUAAGUACUGCGUUUUUUUACUAAAAUUUAGUAAAAUAUCCGAAGUGCUUACCUAAUUAAAUUUCCAAAAUCAGCGGGUACUUCGUCUAUUUUAUUAACCGAUAGAUUUUCGAUGUUCGAGUUAUUUUUCAGCGGUGAAAACUGUUUAUACGUAUUUACAAAAUGUUACUGUUAAAAUUAUACUAUAUUUAUUAACAUAAUUUUACAUUACAAUGAUAAAUGUUAAGGCCUCAAUGUUAACCAUUUUUGGAGAAUAUUCUGAAUUUUAUAGGACGAACGCAGCUUCCUUAUACGCGCGAGAUGCGCGAGCCGUGCAUUCGUAGUAGCGCCAAUCCCUGUGUAGAUAUUAUAAAAAAAGAGAUAAUUUUAAAACUGUAAUUGCUAUUGUGAGCAUUAAAUGAUAAAAAAUUGCUGAUUUUUUUACCUAUUUUUCCAUAAAAAUCCAGUACCAGUGGAGCGCGUUAAAGACAGGUAAGUUCAUCUUGUGAU